CCAGAGCUCCGCAUUCGACAGUGCCGAAUACAAGAGCCGGAAUCAGGUCCGGACACGACCAGAGGGGAUAUUUCUUUGCCAUCUUGCUAUUAAUGACGGCUGGACGUAGAAGGAUUUCUCCGGCAUCGUGGAUUACUGAAUUUUACGCUGUUCCAUUUUACAUCAAGCAGCUAUAUGAGACUUCAGCACCGGGUAGGUAUCUUCAGCCGUUAGUAGUUGCACCCAAAUCCAGUCAUCAAUCAACAUGGUCGAUCUUCACAGCCUCCCGGAGGGCUCAAGGCCAUCUCAGGCUAUUCGCAACAAUGGGCCGGAUCAUUUAGUCAUUGAAAGACUCAAGCUUAGAGAAUUGGCUGAGGGCUGGCCUUCUUACAGGGACGCCUGCGAAUGGGAAAAUUUUGAGUCGAUUUUCCACCCUGGCGCCUAUGUAUACACUACUUGGUCUGGUCGUGUUUUGUUCUCGGAUUUCAUUGCUGCUUCUAAGGCGGGGAUGGAUAAAGGCGCCUUCAUUAUGCACCGAUGCCACGGCUCCACGACAGACAUCAACAUCGAGGGCACAUUUGCAGUGACUAAGCUGAAAGCCACAAUCACCCAGCGCUUCGAUAUUGAUGGCGUUGAGUUUGAUGUCGAGGCCGACUGCCGGUUCUGCUUUUUCUUUGAAAAGGUCGACGGCCGAUGGGGCGCCCGAUUGGUUCGCCACUGGUACGAGAAGGACAAGGUGAUUCCAACGAAUCCGGCCAAGGUCCCGGUAAUAGAUGAGGAAAAGCUCAAGACUUAUCCGCCCGGAUACAAGUAUCUCGCGUAUUUUCAGGAAACUACAAUGGGUGUUGCGGUGCUUGGGGAUAUGCCGGGGCAUCGACGUCAUGUUGGGACUGUAAAUCUCGAUAAGCAUGAUCUCUUGUAUUGGCAGGCGAAGAGCUGGGUUGAAGGAAAGGGCAUCGAUAUUUAGACGCUCCCAGUUAGUUGCAGAAAUAAAACACAAAGAUUCCACUUCCC
Messenger RNA from Ilyonectria robusta, 993 nucleotides. RefSeq names its product Pea pathogenicity protein 2. NCBI's taxonomy places the organism in Eukaryota, Fungi, Ascomycota, Sordariomycetes, Hypocreales, Nectriaceae. The coding region runs from base 245 to 946 and encodes 233 amino acids. The record is from RefSeq and is a predicted model, not a curated record. The transcript is spliced from 2 exons.